GUGGUGGCUGGCUGCAGGGGAACUUCCAGGCUCCAUCUGACCCCAUCGCUGCUGCAGCUGGGCUGGGCUAAUCCCUGGAGCAGGAGUGAUGAGCAAAACCUGCUGGCACUGAAGUUAUACCUUGAGAAAGAGUAACAGGGAGAGGGAGCGUGGUCUGGAAGUGGGGUGUGCCUGGUUUGUGCAGCAUCAAAUGCAAGACAGGCAGACUCAGCCCACAAGAGUUGAAAGUCGGCGUUUCUGGCUGUAACACAGCAGCUCGGCACUGGUUGCUAAAUGGCCUCAGGUAUGGAUGGGAAGAAAUGCAGUGUGUGGAUGUUUUUACCUCUUGUCUUUACCCUGUUUACAUCAGCUGGAUUAUGGAUAGUGUACUUUAUAGCAGUGGAAGACAACAAAAUUCUCCCACUAAGUGUACCAGAUAGGAAACCUGGUUCCAAAAGACCACCUUAUAUAAGUAUUGCAGGUGAUGCACCUCCUGCAAGCUGUGUGUUUAGUCAAGUCAUGAACAUGGCAGCAUUUCUAGCACUUGUUGUGGCUGUCCUGCGCUUCAUUCAGCUGAAGCCAAAGGUGCUCACCCCUUGGCUGAACAUCAGCGGCUUGGUGGCACUGUGCUUGGCCUCUUUUGGGAUGACCCUACUCGGCAACUUUCAGCUUUCCAAUGAUGAGGAGAUCCACAACGUGGGCACUUCGCUGACCUUUGGCUUCGGGACGUUGGCGUGCUGGAUCCAGUCUGCCCUUACCCUCAAGAUCAACCUGAAGAAUGAGGGGCGGAAAGCUGGGAUUCCACGAGUGGCUCUCUCAGCCAGCAUCACCCUCUGUGUGGUGCUCUAUUUCAUCCUUAUGGCCCAGGGCAUUCACAUGCAUGCUUCCAGGAUCCAGUGGGGCCUAGUGAUGUGCUUCCUGUGCUACUUUGGCACCUUUGCAGUGGAGUUCAGGCAUUAUAGAUUUGAGAUCAUUUGUUCUGAGUACCAGGAAAACUUUCUGAGCUUUUCUGAAAGCUUAUCAGAAGCCUCUGAGUACCAGACAGAUCAGGUGUAGCCUGUCCUCUGGCGGGGGGGGAAGGGGCAGGUGUGAUCUCAUGGGUGAAACAUGACCUCAUUUACACUUUUUUUAUGAGUUUGUUUUCAUGUGCAAUCAUAAUGGUAUUGCCAAAGGGCUCUGAGGGUGACUGUCUCACCAAGAACCAAACAAACAGAGGUAUCUGCUGGAAGAAGAGUGGAUCCAUCUCAGUGAGGGAGCACAAGCUGCUUAGUUUGUGCCACCAGUGGCUCUUUCUGAGCGGCUCUGUCACACUUCCGUUGUUCAAAAAAUUCAGCAGCCUGUCCUUGUGAUGCCCUGCUGAGACCAGUCCUGUUCAGCCCACCCUUCAGAGAAGGAAGUAGAGGAAGCAGACUUCUUCAAACAGCAAGAGUCUUCAGGAGUCACCGGCUCCCGAGUCACCAGACUGCAUCUUCUGUGUUUUUUGGGUUGUUUUCUUUGCUGCCAACUGGGGAAGCUUGGUAGGGAGAGCAAGAGCAGCUGUUUGUUUCUUCAGAACCUGGAAUCAGACACGGAAGACCCCAGUGGACUGGCUUUUAAAAAUGGCAAGAAGGCAGGCAUUUUUUCCAGCCUGGAAAGCAGCUGAUGGUAAAUCUGGGUUUUCUGUGAUCAGGAAGUGAGACUUAGCUGAUGCUGCCUUGUAUCCAGGCAGAUCAUCCCCAGGCCAGAGGGGGUGACGCAGUGGGAUGCUGUGCUUGGCUUCCUGAGGGGACUGGUGGGAGUGAGAUGCAGAAUUAAGAUGAGAAUGUCUGUGUGCUCUGAAGACAACCCAGAAAAGGCUGCUUUUUCCAUAUGUAGUGCUUCCACCACACAUUGUGUAUAGUAUUUCAGAAGAU
This is a messenger RNA of Sturnus vulgaris (Common starling), 1871 nucleotides long. The record is from RefSeq and is a predicted model, not a curated record. NCBI's taxonomy places the organism in Eukaryota, Metazoa, Chordata, Aves, Passeriformes, Sturnidae.